Molecule: messenger RNA, 521 nt
Organism: Scutellospora calospora
Lineage: Eukaryota; Fungi; Glomeromycota; Glomeromycetes; Diversisporales; Gigasporaceae
Source: the annotation of a GenBank genome assembly
ACAUGGUACAUGCCGGCGAAGCUUGUGUAUUUUUUAAUCCAAAGCUUUUGUUUGGACUUAUUGGCCACGUUGGUUGGGGCUGGGAGACUGCCAAUUCUACUACCUAUGUCUAUGGAUCUGAUGAUGGCCCAACUGAUAAUAAUUCCUGUGGUGGUAGUAAAAACUGGUUACAAGCUAUUGGAACUCGUGACGAUAUGAUAAGCUGGUUUAAAGGCCGUAACUACUCUAGUUAUAAUUGCGAAACAGUACAAAAUCCUGUUGCUGACGCAGCAAAUUCUAUGAUUACAACGGUUAAAAAUAUACCAUAUUAUUGGGCUGGUCUUCUUUGCCUUCAGAAGAAUAGUAGUAAUUGUCUUGAUGACACUGUUGCAAUUUUGGGUGCUUAUAAUGCCCCAGGACUGCAACCGGCAACGAUACUAAAUGGUGGAGAUCCAAACCCAAAAACAUGGUUUGAUAGCUUAGGUAACACCGGCGAUUCAAGUUACGGAGGUAGCUGGUCACAAAGUUCAAUAACUCUUUAA